CAGAGCUUCAAGACGUUUUGUUCCCGCUAAUUCCUCUCUCAUCUCCUCAAGAGCGCUCCAUUUCUUCAUUCCUUCUAUUCGGCCCUACUAUUCUUACCUUCGAUGAGCGAACACGAGUCGCCUUGAUUGAUUUUAAUCCUGUAGUUUGCACGGUACGUCGUUCGCAUCGAGACUGAGGAACGGGUUACUCGUCUCGAGGAAGAGCUGGAUUACACCGCACCAUGAGGAAGCUGGAGUUCAAGAUGCCUUCCGUAUUGGACAAGGUGUCUGCACCAUUCAGACCUAAACCCGUCUUCAACCAGCCCGUCUGCACCGAGAGGAGAUAUUACGCAUCACGGGCCCUCCACAGCAUCUCGCUCGUCCUGCUCGUCGUGAUAGCCGCCGCUGUCGUUGGUCUCAAGGCCGAGACCAUCAACUUCAUGGAGGACAACAAGGACACGGGCUUUGAAUUCAAGACAGACGACCCUCAGCCCACUAUUCUGGCCGCACUACCACGAAACCUCUUCACUGCGCCCGCAAAACUGGCGCUCGUGGCUGCAGCUAUCUCACUCACCGUUGGACUUGGGCACGUCGUAUUUGUCUUCCUAGACUGGAAGGAGGGCAAGAAGACGCAAGCAUACGCCUUCCGCCGUAACAUGAUGUUCCUCCACUUUAUCAACAGCAUCCUCGUCCUCUUCGCCCUCGUCUCCACCUACGUAACCCACAAGUCCUCUUCCCACUUCAACGAACGCUACAUCAACUACAAGGCCGACCGAGCUUCAUCAGACGACGGCAUGCGCUACAACAUCGGGACCUUCGACCUGGAGACGUGGUCCUGCGAGCUCAAGAUCGUGCCCGGUGCCUUCAUGGUCUCAGAAGACUACCGGAAGCAGUGCGCCAUCGAGAUGGCUGGGCGCGACAUGAUGAUUCCGUUCUUGAUCGUCGCUUGGGUGUUAUGUGGGCUGAGCAUCUGGCAGAUGAUUGGCUGCAGGCGGGAUGCAAAUGGCGAGCGUAUCAAGACGGAGCAGGUCGAAGUGGAGAUGGGGAAGAUGAACGCUGUUUGAGUUCAAUGCCUGUGGCAUAAUCGGCGUCAGGUCGGCUUGUUUCCGCUUCUUAGUCGCGCUCAAUAUUCGGGCAAUAGUGUGCCGUGCGUAGGCCCGUAUUCCUCUCUAGUACAGGUGCGAUGAUACCCGGGAUUACUUUCGUUAACUACCGUUC
Molecule: messenger RNA, 1197 nt
Organism: Trematosphaeria pertusa
Lineage: Eukaryota; Fungi; Ascomycota; Dothideomycetes; Pleosporales; Trematosphaeriaceae
Exons: 2
Coding region: 222-1043 (273 amino acids)
Source: RefSeq, a predicted model, not a curated record